GAACUCUGGACGGAGCACUCUGUAGUAACGACUUAGGGACUCAGCGGUACUAGUCUGCUUCCAUCAUCCAUCUCUGUCUGCCUGGAGAAACAUUGUCUUACCUGUGUAGUGUCAUCACCACUCGCACCCGUACGCGUCCUCCCUUCGUGGCCUGUGUUGCAUGCUUGCUCGAUCUUCUUCAUUCUCUGAUCUAUCUCUUCCUUCUUUCCGCUCACCUCAAACGAAUCCAUUUUGAGUGAGCUGCGCUGCUUUCCCAAUCCCUACAAUUCGGCCAACGCACCAUACUCCUGUACAUCCAGGACCUACCAUACGUCAAGCUCAACGAUCCGACCCUCCUCUCCCCCUUGCGUUCGGCGCACCCUUCCGACGAGCCUCGCAGCUUGUACUACAUCAUGGCGACAAAUAAUAUGCACAACCUGACGACCCUGAUAAAACGGCUCGAGGCAGCGACAUCGAGGUUGGAGGACAUUGCGUCUUCCGCGUUCGAAGGACAGAUUGAGAAGAGUCAGGAUGCGACUGCGAACGGCGUGCUUGCAUCCGGCAUAGCAGCCGCAGGCACCGUCGGCAGCCACACGUCUACCUCGACUGCGAAUAUCACCCAGGCCCCAACUCCAGUUGCUGCCGCACCAAAGGAGGAAUUGCCGGCAAUCGUGGAAGAGUUUGACAACUUGAUCAAGCCCGAUCUGAAGGCAUACCAUGAGCUGUCCAAAUCGCCGGCAAUAGGUGGACUUCUGGGAGAACAGUCCGACUCCGUGGUCAAGGCUUUCGAAGCCCUCCGACAGUUCUUGCUCGUCACCACCAAGGCGAAAAAACCGGAUGUGACCUCGCAGACGUACAUGGACACACUGAAGGACCUGCAGUUGCACAUGACCAAGGUUGACGACAUACGGCAGAGCAACCGAGCGAGCCCUGUAGCGGAUGGGCUGGCUAUGGUCGCAGAUGGCGUCGGGGCUCUCGCCUGGGUCACCAUUGAUUUCAAACCGGCAGACUGGGUGAGCGAGUUGUUUGGCGGUGCCCAGAUGUAUGGCAACAAGGUGCUGAAGAAGUACAAGGACACGGACGAGGCUCAAGUGGAGUGGGUAAAGUCAUUUUAUAAGCUCAUGCGCUCGCUGGUCUCGUACAUCAAGCAAAGUCAUCCUAAGGGCGUGCAAUGGAAUCCCCAAGGCGUCGACGCAGCUCAGGCUCUUAAGGACAUCCAAUCCGGUGAGAUAACCUUAUCCGUGCCUCCGCCUCCCCCGCCAAUGCCUUCAGGUGGAAGCAUUCCCCCUCCUCCUGGCCCUCCGCCACCGCCGGGCAGCCUGCCUCCUCCACCCGCGGCCAAGUCCAACAGGGCCCAGGCCGAUAUGGGUGCCGUCUUUGCAGAUCUUAAUCGGGGUGAAUCGGUUACAGCUGGUCUGAGGAAGGUCGACCCGUCACAGAUGACUCACAAGAAUCCAUCCUUGCGUGCUGGUUCGACAGUACCUCAGCGAAGCGACAGCUCCUCAUCCGCUGGACGAGGAGUGUCCCCAGCGCCUCCAGGCAAGAAGCCGAAGCCGGAAAGCUUGCGCACUAAAAAACCACCGAAAAAGGAGCUGGACGGCAACAAAUGGAUCAUUGAAAAUUUUGAAUCGCCUUCGGCACCAAUCGAAAUCGAAGCCGAGAUUAAUCAUUCGAUUCUUAUAACCAAGUGCAAGGGCACGACAUUGCGUAUUCAUGGCAAGGCGAACGCUAUUUCCAUCGACAACUCAUCCAAGACUUCGCUUAUCCUCGACUCACUUGUUAGCUCCGUUGAUGUCAUCAAAUGCCCUUCCUUCGCCAUCCAGAUUCUGGAGACGGUCCCAACCAUUCUGCUUGACCAGGUCGAUGGUGCGCAGAUCUACUUGAGCAAGGACUCGCUCAACACGGAUAUCUUUACCAGCAAGUGUACCAGUGUCAAUGUCAACUUGCCUCCACAGAACGAGGAUGAUGAUUAUGUUGAGGCUCCUGUACCGGAGCAAUUCAGGAGCUACGUAAAGGACGGUAAGCUUGUGACCGAGAUCGUUGAGCAUGCUGGUUGAAUACAUCAACAUCCCACCUUUUCCGACUAGCAGAUGGAUGUGCCGCUGUUCUCAUUCCACAAGAACGUUUGGAACACCAAGGGCUUGCGAUGGAAAGCUCGACACCAUUGGGAGAAAACCGAAAGAUUCUUGGGCAGGUCAUUGUGUAUAAGUACCGUGUGUGUCGUAGGGGUUCUUUUUGACCGUCGAUAUUUGUACGUGUAUAGUCUACAUUCUUCGGUUCUCGCUCAUUUUUCCACGCAUGGUUAUUAUGGGUUGGAUACCCCUAAACAGCUUCUAGUCCUGGGAGCGAGCAAUUAUCAUAAACUGUGCAUUGGAAGUAUGUUGAUUCUCCACUAAAAACUUAUGCCAAAGACCAGCGUUUAAUGCGCUGAGAAUCUGAUUGCGUUAGCCUUUAUUGGUUACCUACGAGUCAUCAGAAGACGGCCAAGUCUCAAAAGCAUUGAUGCGUCCAUUUGGUUUUUUGACCUCCCACAGAGGUAGGGAAGCUUUCGCCGUUCUUCAAGUAUCCUGGUGGGGGAGGGGGUUUGAAUCCACGGUAUUGUGUGCGCUGGUCAGAGGAGCGGGACAAAAGGACCAUGGACAGAUUAUUGCAUUACAGCUUUCCAUCUAUUGUACACGCCCACAGAUGCAAGAAAAAAAGAAAGCAUCACAGCGCGCUCUUUAUGCAGAGGCGUGGGGAAGAUAACAGAAAAAGGCGUCAGUCCGCAUGUCUGUCGCCCCGCGCUCAAAUGCCGUACACACCAAAAAGAUUGGCCGAAAAAAA
Molecule: messenger RNA, 2802 nt
Organism: Verruconis gallopava
Lineage: Eukaryota; Fungi; Ascomycota; Dothideomycetes; Venturiales; Sympoventuriaceae
Exons: 5
Coding region: 393-2036 (547 amino acids)
Biological process (GO): cytoskeleton organization; regulation of adenylate cyclase activity
Cellular component (GO): cytoplasm
Molecular function (GO): adenylate cyclase binding; actin binding
Source: RefSeq, a predicted model, not a curated record